Molecule: messenger RNA, 5391 nt
Organism: Trematomus bernacchii (emerald rockcod)
Lineage: Eukaryota; Metazoa; Chordata; Actinopteri; Perciformes; Nototheniidae
Gene: socs6a
Product: suppressor of cytokine signaling 6
Exons: 3
Coding region: 523-2133 (536 amino acids)
Biological process (GO): phosphatidylinositol phosphate biosynthetic process; protein ubiquitination; intracellular signal transduction
Cellular component (GO): phosphatidylinositol 3-kinase complex
Molecular function (GO): 1-phosphatidylinositol-3-kinase regulator activity
Source: RefSeq, a predicted model, not a curated record
GGAAGAAGGGAAGAGAGGCCGAGAGCUACAAACUGUUAGCUAACCUGGACACUCAGAAAUCCCCUUAUUGUGUCUCUUUGGUGGGAAAUAUAGAGUUGUAUGUUUAGAGAAGAACCAAACCUGGCAUUAUAAACGCGUUAUACUUGUAUUGGUGCUCAGAGGGAUGACUAAAGGUGAUGUUUCGACUGCUAAUGCAAGCUAACACUAGCUAAGCUAACUAGCUAAGCUAUCGUGCAGGAGCGACCCUUCAUAAACGUGUUGUUUAUCAGGACAAAUGCCAACAUCUCUGGGUGUUUUUAUCGGGUAAUACAAGCAGAAGUCACCGGCAUCAAAUGAAAGGAGGUGGAAGUGGAACUUGACCCAUUCAACUGAGUCACCAUUUUCCUGCUCAUAAUGGGUGUGAUGGCUCCACUGUAUGCAUGACUUGUUCCGUGCGGCCUGAUGGGAGGACGCUGUGGAUAGUACUUUCAUCGGGAUACCAGGAGAGCCAACCCAUGCCCCCGCUGCGGAGGGCCUGUCAGAAUGAAGAAGAUAAGCCUUAAGACCAUCCGCAAGUCCCUCAGCAUAAAGGGCAAGGAGGAGGGCGACUUCGUCAUGCUCCAGCAGCCCUCGGUGACUACAGAGUUUUCUAAGGAAGAGUCACUUUUUGGGGGCUGCUACACCAAAGAGCUCUCCGGCUGUGACCUUGGCGGCGAGGAGGACAAAGGCGGUCAGAAUAAGGGCCGCACGAAGAGCGAGGGCCUGAUGGGAUCUCUGAAGAGGAGGCUGUCUGCGAAACAGAAGGCCAAAGUGAAAGGCAACUCCUCCGCCAUUGGGUCUGUGGACGACGAUGACGACACCUUCUCUUCCUCGUCUGCGCCCAUUGGAUUCAGCGAUGUGAAAGCCCAGAGACCCCUGAGAUCUGCGUCUCUGCGUAGCCACCAUUACAGCCCCUCGCCGUGGCCCCUGCGCUCAGUGAACUCUGAGGAGGCGUGCAUCAAGAUGGAGGUAAAAGUCAAAGCCAUGGUUCACUCUCCGAGCCCGAGUCCAAACCUAAACGGUGUCCGGAGAGAAUUUCAUGACUUUCAAAUGGAAGGGCUCUUUCCGGAUAGAGCUGAGUCCUUUAAGAACCUCCAGCAGCCUCAAAACGGGGAUCUGCAUCUGGAUAUUGAUGAAAAUGACGUGCCUGUGGUGCUGGGGUUGACUCCCCAGGACUACAUCCAGUACACGAUGCCUUUAGAUGAGGGAAUGUACCCCGAGGGGUCCCACUCCUUCUGCCUGGACAGCUCCUCUCCUAUGGAGGUGGUGACUGAAGCCAACGGUGCGUCCCUCCACGCGGACCACCAGGAGCAGGAGGAGCACGAUCUGGUGAGUGGGCUUCCUCCAGACCUCUUCAUGGAAACCUCAGUUAAUAGUCUUCUCAUCGGUUCUGCCGGUGUGAUGCUCCAAAGAGGAGAAGUGCCCCCUCCCCUCUCUCCACUCCUGCCGCCCAUGUUAAAUAAUGUUCUUAUUCCACGGACGUUCUCGGGGUUCAGCUCUACAGACAGACAUGUGGCAGAGAGGAUGAGACACCACCUCAACUUUGACCCGAACUCAGCCCCCGGGGUGAGUCGGGUGUACGAGUCGGUGCAGACCAGCGGGCCCAUGGUGGUCACCAGUCUGACGGAGGAGCUGAAGAAGCUGGCGAGGCAGGGCUGGUACUGGGGUCCCAUCACUCGCUGGGAGGCGGAGGAGAAGCUGGUGAACCUGGCCGACGGAUCCUUCCUGGUCAGAGACAGCUCGGACGACCGGUACCUGCUCAGUCUGAGCUUCAGGUCGCAGUGCAAGACUCUGCACACGCGCAUCGAACACUCCAACGGACGCUUCAGCUUCUACGAGCAGCCGGACGUGGAGGGACACACGUCCAUCGUAGACCUCAUCGAACACUCCAUCAGAGACUCAGAGACCGGAGCUUUCUGCUACUCCAGGUCUCGCUUACCGGGAUCUGCAACAUACCCCGUCAGACUAACCAACCCAGUGUCUCGGUUUAUGCAAGUGCGCUCCCUGCAGUACCUCUGUCGCUUCGUCAUCAGACAGUACACGAGGAUAGACCUGAUCCAGAAACUGCCCUUACCGAACAAGAUGAAAGACUAUCUGCAGGAGAAGCACUACUGAGGACGCAGAGACAGGACAGUGGUAGCAAUUUGCACUUUUGUGUUCAGUUAAGAGAUUUAAACAAGGUUUACAAACAACCACAGUUUUGAGACGAUGGUUCUGGUGGCUCUUGAUUUCUGUCAAUGUUUAGUCCUCCAUUCCACUGCUCUGGGUUUUUUCUCCACGCUGGUUUUAGGAGGCUCUACUCCCAGAAAAACAUAGUCCCGCACAUAAUCUAUUGCAAAAAAUAUAGAAGAGGUAUACAGCCAAGUUGUCUUAGAUGCAUACUCUAACGGCCCGUCCACACAGCGGCGUGCGUUGAAGCUUGCCGGCGGGGGGGGCUGAAACUCGACCAACAACCAAUCACAUGAAUCUCCCGCCCCGGACACACAAGCACGCGGUUCGAUUGGCUAGAGCUUGUACUGGCAUAUGAUUCGAUUGGCUGACGCUUCCGCCGAAGCUUCAAAAGUUGAACAUUGCUCAACUUUUGCAGCGAGCAACGCUUUUGAAGCUACGCUUCGCCCCCACAAUGCAGUUCGGCGAAGCGUGACGUCACCCCAUUCAAAGUGAAUGGGCAGAAGCUUCAACGCACGCCGCCGUGUGUAGGGGUCGUUAGUGCAGACAUAGGGAUGUAAGGUGAAGUAACAUCCAGCUGUUCAAAACAUAUUGCCAUUUGCUUUUAAGUUGAGCCUGUAGGGAACAUUCCUUAAAUGUUAUCCACCUAAUUGUACAUUUAAAGGAUGAAAAAGUAUUGCUACAAUUCCAUUUUUACAUCAAAUGUUAAACCUCCUGCAGACGGACACAUUUUGAUCAUCUCUUGCUCUUUAAUUCUCAUAUUUUUCUGCAUAACACGACUGAAAAUAAGAAAAGCACUCUGCAUCCAUACUAUGCAAUCAGUCUACAUAGGAUACACUUCAUGUUCACCAGAUUUUUGCUAAUUCACUAAAGUAACUACUCAGGUAUCAUCUGAUUUUUGAGUUGUUUCCUACCUUGUACAAUCAUGGACAUUUAUAGACAUGGAACAACACGUCACAUUAACAAUUGAAAAUGCAUCAAAUGGUAUAAAUCAGAGCCAUGUCCACUCCAUUUUCCUGCAAGAGAUGUCCAAAAUGUGCCGGUCUGAGAGGGUUGAAGCAGUUUGGUGAGAGGAGAAACUUUAAUUAGUGUGGCUGCAUGAAGCCACUAUGUAAUGUGCAAACCUAAAGGUACUGACAAUGCUGGAUUUUUAAUGUGCUGUUUGUAGGAACGGCAUCACCUAGAUGUGUAAACCUUUUUCUAAAUAUGUUACCAUUUAAAAGUUAAAUCUGUGCAUUAGGAAUGUUAAAACCGCAGCUCAGGCCUAACAACUGUUUCUGUGAUGCUCGUGUCUGCAUGUAGAAAAGGCUUUGUGGAGAUUCUCCAAAUGGAAGGAAACGUCUCGAUGGAAAGAGCUUGAGUGAUGUUGAAGUGCAACUCACUUAAGGCAGGUUAUAAGUAAAGGAAAGUGCCCUCAAUUGACUGAAAUCAGAAUGUAGUGAUGGCUGUUCUCUCUUAAACCGAGCUGGACAAAGAUCAGAGGAUUCCUGGAAAUAUUGUGAGAUAACGUGAUAUGAUUUUGGAAAGUCAGGGUCAAGUCCUCCUCGCCAUCUCGGAGCGAUGCCAGGGUUUCAAUAAAGCUCCACCACAGCUGCAUGGCAUCAUAUAGGCCUCAAAAACAUUAGAUUUGUAGCCAUAGCUUAUUCACACUGUCCCCACAGAUGGUCUGUACUAAAGGGAAGAGCACACAGAAUGCUACGCAAGUGCUUUAUAUGGAUACUUUGACAGGGAACUUCACACAAUGAAUGACAACUGUUUUGGAAAAUGGACAACUUUUGGUAGGUCGUUAGCGCAUAGUUCUAGUUUUAGAAACGUCCGUGUCUGAGGAAGUAAAUCCAGCACAGCAGAAUUAGAUAGGAACUUUGAGGAACGGUGUUGCAUGUUUAAAGACUUUUUGAAGCUUUGAGGAGUUGUAUAGGAAUGAAGGAUCUAGGUCGAGUGUUUGGCUGUGUCGAGGGAGGGUUUUCUGUCGCAAACAUUGGCUGGACAUUCUGUGUAAAACAAAUGUAUUCUUUUCUUUUUAGGAUCCGUCUGUGAGUUUGUUUUGUGACAUUUGCCAUCUGGGGGAUUGGGCUGUACUUAAGGAAUGUACGCUUGUUUGAGGUGAUCAUUUUAUCCGCCUGCAGAUAAACAGUUUUUUUAGAAAGCAUGAGAAUCACACACACAAAAAAAAAUUACAUUUUUUGCACUUGAAAAUUCUCCACUGACAAGCUUUGGAUGCUCUCCUGCCUCGAGUUGUCCUUCAGAUGGCAUUUCUUUUGAAAGAAAUAAAAGUCACACAUUUGUCCUUCUGUGUUCAUAUACGUGUUUAGAUCAACAGCAGAUUGUUUGUGUCAUAUCUUGGGAUAUAAAGGGUAGCCAGCGUCAUAUCGAAGCCCCUGCUAACUCACUCAAAGGAACGGGAUCAUGGAAACAACGUGGAUGUAAAUUUGACUUUUAUUUCGUGUGUAUUUGUUUCAGUUGAAAUGUGAAAGUAAAAUGUUAGUCUUUUUUUAAUACAAUGUUCUUUUAAUUGAGUUUUAAUUUGUCAGAUUUCGACACGCAGGAACCAGUGUGGUGUUGCUGCUGGGACUUUUUCUAAAAUACUUACUAUUACUCAGCAUUAUUGCCUUCAAUGUUUGAUUCCAGAGGUUGAUGCUUGUUCCGACUGCUGAAGCAUUUUGGAUUAAUAACAGCACUUAACAAGCAACAACGUUUUAUUUUCUGCAUCUCCGUGAGUGAAGGUGAUUGUUUACAACAUGAGUUCAAUAUUCCCAUUCUUUUUCUUUCUUAUGUUCUCCCUCUCUCACUCUCACACGAACAUCUUGGUACAAUUUGAACUUUCAUUUUAAUGUGUUAUACACAUUUGUGCUGCUUUAUAAGGAUAUGAUUGCCUUUCUUGUAUUUAACAACGGGGAAAUAGAAUGUCACCAACGUAGAUGUGUGUAAACAUAAUGACUUUUGUUAUCGUCUUGGGAGAGCAACGCAGAUUUGCAAUUUGUUAACAACUGUAGUCGGUUAAAGGAGCAUUAGUAGCGAUUAGCAAACCCUCUGUAGAGUUACCAGUUCACUCCAGUUUACAUCAACUUUCCAAAGUAGAUGCUCUUUUUGUAUUUUUCUUUUGGAAAAAAAUCAACAGUGAUUUAUUGCACACUUUGGAUACAGUUCAAGAGUUUUUUGUAUCUGCCAAGUAUAAAUUAUAAAUAAAACUAUAUUCUAAAAAAA